This is a messenger RNA of Solanum dulcamara, 2019 nucleotides long. RefSeq lists its product as uncharacterized. NCBI's taxonomy places the organism in Eukaryota, Viridiplantae, Streptophyta, Magnoliopsida, Solanales, Solanaceae. The record is from RefSeq and is a predicted model, not a curated record. The coding region runs from base 195 to 950 and encodes 251 amino acids. The transcript has 2 exons.
UAUGGAAUUGACAUGGGAAGUAACACAAAAAUCAAAUGUGUUUUUUGUGAUAUGACAUAUAAUGGCGGAAUAUUUCGUCACAAGAAGCAUCUUAUUGGUGGUUAUAAAGAUGUUAAAGUGUGUCCAAAGGUCCCGAAUAGUGUGAAGGAAGGAAUAAGAGAGUAUUUUACGAAAAAAAUGAAUUUAAAACUCAAAUGAAUCUUGAAGCAUCCAUGGUUAAUCUUGUUGAUGAUGAUGAAAUGGAUGAUGAAGUUGAAGUGAAUAUGCCAAUGGGGCCUCCCUCAAAAAAGAAACCUUCAACUAGUGAAAGUGGGUCAUCCACCGCUAGCAAUUUCAAAGGUCCUCUUAAUCUCUAUUUCUCGCAAAAACCAAAUGAAAAGAGAAAAGGUGGACCUAUUGAUCUAGAGGCUUCUAGCAAGAUUUUACGGGAUCGUGUUGUAUCUACUUUUGCUAGGUGGAUGUACGAUGCAAGAUUGUCUUUCAAUUGUGUUAACUACACCGAAAGUUUUGGUGAAUUCAUUGAGGCAGUAGGCCAAUAUGGCCCUGGAAUGAAGCCCCCCACCUAUCAUGAGGUAAGAGAUCCUUGUUUAAAAAAAGAGGUGGAAAAGACAAACAAAAUUGUAGAAGAUCAUAAGGUUCAAUGGAAAACGUAUGGUUGUUCCAUUAUGAUGGAUAAAUGGAUAGCAAGGAAUGGGAAAAUGAUCAUCAAUGUUUUGGUGAAUUCUCCAAAAGAGAAUGUGUUCCUUGAAUCUCAUGAUGCUAGUGACUCUUCUACUGAUUCUAAUAAGAUGUUUAACUUAUUUGAGAAGACUAUCUUGAAAAUAGGCAAGGAAAAUGUGGUACAAGUUGUGACUGACAAUGCAAGUGAGAACAAAAAAGCGGGUGACAUGUUGAAGGGAUGUUCCCGCAUAUUUUCUGGACUCCUUGUGCUACUCACUAUAUCAACUUGAUGUUUGGUAACAUUUUCGAAGAGGCCCCGUAUUCUACAGAUGAACUUGAGUCUUGAUAUUUAAUGUUCUUUUUUAAUCUUCAUGUUAGUUUUCUUACUUAUUAACUAUUAAAUUUUUUUGAAUAGUUUUUGGUAAGGCUGAUACUUUCUUAUAUCAGUCAAAGGGCAUUGUUGUUGAAUAUGAUGAGGAGAUACACAAAGCAAAGAAACUUGGUAAAACCUGCUAAGAUAAGAUUCGCAACAGAUUUUUUGACAUUGCAUAAUUUUUAUAUGCAAAAGAAAAAUCUAAGAACCUUGUUUAUGUCCACUGAAUGGAAUGAAAGUGUCUAUGCAAAGGAAACUCUUGGGAAAGAAGCUGAGAGACACAUCAUUAGUCCAUAUUUUUGAAAUGAAACUGUUCAAGCACUUAGAGUUGGUGGUCCUUUAGUUAAUGUACUUCGUAUGGUGGAUGGAGAGAAAAAACCACCAAUAGGCUACAUUUAUGAAGCCAUGGAUGGGGCCAAAGAAAGCAUUGAAAAGGCAUUCAAUUAUGAUGAAAGAAAAUAUAUGAAUGUUUUCAAAAUCAUUGAUGCAAGGUGGACGGAUCAACUUCAUCAACCUCUACAUGCAGCUGGACAUAUUUUGAACCCGAGGCUCUAUUAUAAAAAUAAUGAGAUGAAGACUUUAACUGAAGAAGUGUGGUUGGGAUAUCAUGCAUGUGUUGAGAGGAUGAUCCUAGAUAAAACUUUGCAAGACAAAAUAGGGGAUGAGCUUGGUGUGUACAUGAAAGUUGAUGGGCUACUUGGAAUUGAGUCGGCCAUUAGAGCUAGAACCUUAAGGUCACCAGUUGAAUGGUGGAUGCAAUAUGGUCAGAAUGUCCCAAACUUGCAACAAUUUGCUAUUAGAGUGCAAAGUUUAACUUAUAGCUCAUUCGGUUGCGAGAGAAAUUGGAGCAUGUAUGAACAUGUGAGAACCUAUAUUACGUUAUUACUAAAUUAAAUGGUAUCUUAAUUGUCCAAAGUCCUCCCAUUAAUUACUUUCUAUGAAUUCUACGCAGAUUCAUACUAAAAAGAGAAACAUGCUUGAGUUAA